CCUCACAUUCUUAGCAUUGACUGGAAGGGGAGGAAUUCCGAGGUAAGCCAUUGUGUACGUCAUCGUGUGUCAAAUCUUAGGCUGUCAUCUCAUGCUGACCAAUUCAAGUAUUGGAUUGUUCUCAUGUCUAACAGAGCUGACAUCUCAUGGUGACCAAGUAAUGGGUUGUCCUAAUGUCAGACAUGGGACUGACCAUCUCAUGGUUUACCUGGAUAGUUCUUACAAUCUGGGCACCAUCUGCCUUAGUAGCUAGACCACAGUAUAUUACCAGGAGUAGUUCUAAAUGGUGUGUGGUUCAAACCUAUCCUGACCAGAACAUUAAAAUAGUGUUAAAAGUCGAUGUCUCAUUCCAGCAGGUCACCCCAUUCAGUUGUGAUGGCAAGGCAUCUGGACGUAGUCUGUGCCACAGAACUAUUAUUUUAUUCAAUUCACACUUUACGGGUUUAAUAUAUUUGUUCGGCUCACUAACCCUAUUAUAAGUUGAGUACGGCACAUUAAAAUAGUUAAUGUAAGUGUAAUAGUUUCUAUCAGUGCCAGAAAUAGGUCCAACGGAGCCGAGAAAUGGUUAAAAUGUCUUCCAGUGCCAGGAAAUGGUUAAAAUGUCUUCUAGUACCGGGAAAUGGUUAAAAUGUCUUCUAGUGCCGGGAAAAUGGUUAGAAUGUCUUCUAGUGCCGAAAAAUGAUUUAAAUGUCCUUUAGUGACGGGAAAUGGCUAAAAUGUCUUGUAGUGCGGGGAAAUGGUUAAAAUGUCUACCAGUGUCGGGAAAUGGUUAAAAUGUCUACCAGUGUCGGGAAAUGGUUAAAAUGUCUAACAGUGUCGGGAAAUGGUUAAAAUGUCUACCAGUGUCGGGAAAUUGUUAAAAUGUCUACCAGUGUCGGGAAAUGGUUAAAAUGUCUACCCUAACGGAAAGUUGUCAUUUAUAGGUAGGCUAACUGUUCAUAUUCCCCACGGUAGGAUAAUUGUUCGUACUGUCCAAAUACAAGUUAAGAAAAACAAAUGUAUCAUUGAUUGUUUGAUAAAACAACGCCAUAGGUAAUAAACUCAUUACAUGAUCCGCCAAAGUGACGCUAGUCGGGGCGCCAUCAACCGUAGAACUGGUCCAAACUACACCCCAUCCCAAUCAGAUUAACCUACACCUCAUCCAAAUUGAGACUUUUCUACAUCCCACCCCAAUGACACUAUCCUAAACUCCACCCCAAUGACACUAUCCUACACUCCACCCCAAUGACACUAUCCCACACUCAACCCUAAUGACACUAUCCUACACUCCACCCCAAUGACACUAUCCUACACUCCACCCCAAUGACACUAUCCUACACUCCACCCCAAUGACACUAUCCUACACUCCACCCCAAUGAGACUAUCCUACACUCCACCCCAAUGACACUAUCCUACACUCCGAGGCUAUCCUACACUCCACCCCAAUGACACUAUCCUACACUCCGAGACUAUCCUACACUCCACCCCAAUGACACUAUCAUACACUCCACCCCAAUGAGACUAUCCUACACUCAACCCCAAUGAAACUCUAUUCUAUCCUACAACCCAAUGAAACUCUAUCCUACAACCCAAUGAAACUCUAUCCUACACCCAACCCAAUGAAUCUCUAUCCUACACCCAACCCAAUGAAUCUCUAUCCUACAACCCAAACCCAAUGAAACUCUAUCCUACACUCCACCCCAAUGACACUAUCCUACAACACAAUGAAACUCUAUCCUACAACCCAAUGAAACUCUAUCCUACAACCCAAUGAAACUCUAUCCUACACCCAACCCAGUGAAACUCUAUCCUACAACCCAAUGAAGCUCUAUCCUACACCCAACCCAAUGAAUCUCUAUCCUAAACCCAACCCAAUGAAACUUUAUCCUACAACCCAAUGAAUCUCUAUCCUACAACCAACCCAAUGAAACUCUAUCCUACAACCCAAUGAAGCUCUAUCCUACACCCAACCCAAUGAAUCUCUAUCCUACACCCAACCCAAUGAAACUCUAUCCUACAACCCAAUCAAUCUCUAUCCUACAACCCAAUGAAACUCUAUCCUACAACCCAAUGAAACUCUAUCCUACAUCCAACCCAACGACCACGGCUAGAAUGAAGAAGCUCCAUUUUGACCACAUUUAAAACGUUGCCCUGCAUCAUGCAAUCGAUAUGUAAAUAAAUGCUGUGACUAACGUCUUAUCUCCAGCUGCAAGUAAACACACCUCUCACCAACACCACGCCAUCUCAUCACGUUGGAAGUCCCCCGUGUGAUGGAAUGUCAGCCAAUUCUACAAUUCUAUCAGAUUAGGGUACAGGUCGUCAAACGACUUUUUAGGGAAUGACCAAAUAGUGACUCAAAUAGUGAAUCAAAUAGUGAGUCAAAUAGAAAAUCAAAUAGUGAAUCAAAUAGUGAGUCAAAUAGAGAAUCAAUGAUUGAAUCAAUUAGGCACUGCGGGCCAAGGGGCGAGAUUUUGUUCGAUACAACAUUAAUAACAAGCUUUGUAUUUAUUUAUCUUUUUACUAAAAGUCACGUGGAGUCUUAAAAUAGUAUUUUCUACUCACGGUACACACUGGGCAUUUUAACAAUUUUUGAGAAAUUAAGAAAUCUUUUUAAAUUUCUUUACCUUCACUUUUUUUAGUCUCUUUUAUUAUUUUUAUAUAUUUAUGCUGCAAAAUAAUGUGUUUAUGUGUCUAUUUUUAUAUAUUUAUGCUAAAAAUAAUAUGUUUAUGUGUCAGCCUGUAUGCUACAUGAAAUUGUUUUUUCAUUGGCGUAAUAAUUCCAUUGGCAGACCCCAUGACAUGUGGGAGUGGCUGCUCCCCGCCCUGAUGAUUCUGUGCGGCUCCACUUCCUGUGGUGGAGCCCAGACACCAAACAUUGUGGUCAUCAUGGCAGACGACCUGGGAUACAACGACGUGGGGUAUCACGGCUCUGUCAUCAAGUAAACAACCAACAAUGGCACUUCAUACAUUACAUUCACAUAAACCAACAAUGGCACUUCAUACGUUACAUUCACAUAAACCAACAAUGGCACUUCAUACGUUACAUUCACAUAAACCAACAAUGGCACUUCAUACGUUACAUUCACAUAAACCAAUCACUGCACUUCAUACGUUACAUUCACAUAAACCAACAAUGGCACUUCAUGCGUUACAUUCACAUAAACCAGCAAUGGCACUUCAUACGUUACAUUCACAUAAACCAACAAUGCCACUUCAUGUGUUACAUUUACAUAAACCAACAAUGGCACUUCAUACGUUACAUUCACAUAAACCAACAAUGGCACUUCAUACGUUACAUUCACAUAAACCAACAAUGGCACUUCAUACGUUACAUUCACAUAAACCAACAAUGGCACUUUAUAAGUUACAUUCACAUAAACCAACAAUGGCACUUUAUACGUUACAUUCACAUAAACCAACAAUGGCACUUCAUACGUUACAUUCACAUAAACCAACAAUGGCACUUCAUACGUUACAUUCACAUAAACCAAUCACUGAAUAGUGGAAGAAGAUAUGAUUUGGCUUGAAAUGAAAAGACGACACAGUCAAAUGAACGUUUUUGCUAGAUGUCUCCUCGAGCAGACAAGACCAAAAAAAGAAUUAACAAAGAAAUUCACAUAAACCAACCACUAUCCUUCAUACAAAACGUAGACAACUCUCCAUUGCACUUUAUGGAUUAAGUGUCACAGAAUACAGGCACCAAAUAAUGUAUAUUCCAAGAAAAUCAUCAGUUACAGUGGCGUAGGAAGGGGGCAGAAGGGGUGAUCCGCCUGGAGCAACACGUUUGUCAUUAUAUGUAGGGGCAGUAUUUUAUGCCAACUGCAGACUUUUUUGUCACUGGAGGGCAGCAGCAAAAAUCUUGGCCUACCCUGUUGGCAUUAACUCUAGGCUACGCCACUGAUCAGUUAACAAAAAAUAUCAUUCAAUUAAAAAAUGUAUGUAGUUUUAUGUCACAUAAUUGAUAUCUGAACACAUAAGUCGAUAAAGUCUCCAUUUUUUUUUUUACUUAGGACCCCAAAUAUCGAUCGACUGGCCGAAGAAGGUGUACGUCUAGAGAACUACUAUGUCCAGCCUAUUUGUACUCCCAGCAGGAGUCAGUUCAUGUCUGGCCGUUACCAAAUCCACACAGGUAAAGCAGAUCCUUAUGGUAUGAAGACCAGCCACCUGCAUACACAAGCAGAUCAGUUCCUUGAACAAUAUGGGAACCUUUGAUUUUGACAGUUCUCAAAGCAUGUUCAAUAAUCAGCAACAAUAAACUAAAUAUUUUACUAAACAUUAACAAUUUUACCAGUUUAAACAUGAACAGUUCUUAACUAAACAUUUUACUCAAAAUAAACAUUUUCACCUGUUCAAAAUUCAACAGUACUAAACUAAACGUGACUCCAACACCCAAACUACAGGUCUGCAGCAUGGUGUCAUCCUACCUACUCAACCCUUCGCACUGCCAUUGGACUCUCCCACUCUUGCUGAUAAACUCAAGGAGGCAGGCUAUUCCACCUACGGAGUAGGGAAAUGGCAUCUCGGAUUUUAUAUGAAGAAAUACCUACCAACACGGAGAGGCUUCGACAGGUUUUUUGGCUUUUACAUGGGCAGUCAAGACCACUACACCCACAGGUAAGUUAUGUAUAUGGACAGUCAGGACCACUACACCCACAGGUACGUUAUGUAUAUGGACAGUCAGGACCACUACACCCACAGGUAAGUUAUAUAUAUGGACAGUCAGGACCACUACACCCACAAGUAAGUUAUGUAUAUGUGCAGUCAAGACCACUACACCCACAGGUAAGUUAUAUAUAUGGACAGUCAGGACCACUACACCCACAGCUAUGUUAUGUAUAUGGACAGUCAGGACCACUACACCCACAGGUAAGUUAUAUAUAUGGACAGUCAGGACCACUACACCCACAGGUAAGUUAUAUAUAUGGGAAGUGAGAACCACUGUACCCACAUCUAGGGUCUACAAAAAGGAAUAUCAUGGCCAUUACACCCCCCCCUCCCCCGCCCCAUCUAAUGUCUGUUAAUGGUUCAGACAGUGUCACAGUGAUGACAUCUGUGAUAACUUCACAGCAAUAACCAUUCAAAUAAACACAGGCAAGUAAAGCUAUAGGCACACUCCUAGAGACAACUCAAAAUAGUGGCUUUAGAUUUUAAGUAAAAUGAUUCUGUUGUCUUGACAACAGCCGCUGCAUCUACAACCGAUGUGCUGUUGACCUUCACGAUGACACCCCGACAACAUUUAGAAACGUGUUCAAUGAAAGCGGCUCCUACUCCACACACAUGUACACACAGAAAGCAGUGGACCUCAUCAACACACAGACCAAGAAGAAGCCAUUUUUCAUGUACCUGGCCUACCAGGCGGUGCAUGCCCCAUUACAGGUGAGAAAUUCAGGUGGUUUGUGUAGGCGCACCUGACCACAAAAUGUACUUACAGUAAUAUAUACUAGGACCAAACAACCAAAACAGACCAAAUAGGUCUCUGAGAGCUACUAAAUUAUGACAUCAAUAUUACAUCCAAUAGGUCAUGCCAAGGUACAAAAGACAUUAACCACAUAAUAAAGAUUACAUUCAAUAGGUCCCACCCUGGUAAAAAAGACCUAACGAAGACAGUAUAACAUAAUCAGCAUUACAUGAAGGUACAAAAGACACUACUAAAAGAUUAUGCCAUCUGCAACUUUACAUCCAGUAGGUCCUACCCAAGUACAAAAGAAAUGACUAAACAUUAUGACUUAUGUAACAAUAUACCCAAUAGGUCCCACCCAGGUACAAAAGACAUUACCAAGACAUAUCCAAUCCAAAGAGAAGGAAAUUCGCAGCCAUGACAACAGCUAUGGAUGAAGGAGUGGGUCAUGUGGUAGAGGCUUUGAAGAGGAGGGGAUUUUGGAAAAAUACAGGUAAAGAAUGAAUGUAAUAUAUAUUCAUGUUUGCCUUUGACUAGAUAACACAAGUUGUUAACAGCUUUUCUACAGCUCAAUUCAAUUAUUGUUUAACAUGCUUCAUUUCUGCCAGUUGCCUGCUAUGUUGAAUCAAACCCUUUUUAUUACUUUCCUACUGUGGUUUCCAGUCAAUGCUUUUGUCUCACCAAUGUGCUAUACUCCCCACCCAUCAGUUCUGGUGUUCACAACCGACAAUGGAGGUAUUCCCAGUGAAGGUGGAUCAAAUUAUCCACUGAGGGGCAAAAAGUCUCUUUUAUUUGAAGGAGGGAUCAAAGGGGUGGCAUUUGUAGCAAGUCCGCUUCUCAAAGAAAAGGUAAACACACUAUCGGAUGCAUAAGUUUAUGACCAUUGAGGAAACUCUAACUGUAGGCAAGUCUUACAGAAAUACUGCUAAAAUAUUAUUCUUUUGAAUUUAUUGUAUUUUAAAAUCCAUUUAAGUAAAAUGAUAUCGAAACACAUUGGCCCAGUCUCAUAUCUGUCUCUCAAAAUAAGGAUAGGGGCUUCAAAGUUGUCCAGCUGUGGAAAAACAACCAGAUGGAAUGGACAGUAAGGUUAUCUAUUCUAGUGGAGGCGUUGAGCCCCAAGUAAACAACGCCUAUACAAACCUAAGUCAAAAGGCAGCAGCAAACUUGGAGCUUACAUUAAACAUCCUGUACCUAGACCAUCUAAAUAUUAUACCUAGGCCAUCUCAAUCCUGUACCUAGGCCAUCUCAAUCCUGUACCUAGGCUAGCUAACACACACAAUAGAGAUGGGGGGUCAACAUAAAAAAUAAAAAAAGGUAAGAUGCCUAAAUUAUGGGCAGGAUGUGCAAAGACAACUUCCUUCCAUUACAGGGCUACAUCAACAAGGGCCUGAUGCACAUCUCCGAUUGGUUCCCUACUUUGAUCCAUCUGGCUAAAGGAAACAUGUACAACACACAUGACCUGGCUGGGAUUGACCAAUGGAACAUGAUCAGUAAAAGGAUACCAACGCGAAGAGAACAUAUCCUGCAUAACAUAGAUCCACUGGAUGUUGCCUCUGCUAAAUCACUGGGACAGUAUGUAUAUUGGCUAAAUCACAGGGACAGCAUGUUUAUUGGCAAAACCACUGGGACAUUAUGUAUAUUGACUAAAUCACGAGGACAGUAUGUAUAUUGGCUAAAUCACUGGGCAGUAUGUAUAUUGGCUAAAUCAUUAUGACAGUUUACAUUUUUGUAGCAUCAUUAAGACAGUAUGUACAGUAGACACACCAUAAAUUAAAGACAGUUUUUAUAGCAGCUAGAUCAUUAGGACAUGUAUAGUAGCUACAAUAUUGAAACAGGAUAUAUAGUUGAGUGCUUUUAUCUCCUGUUUUCAAAUUUUACUUCUCCUAACAUUAAAUAAAAUUUCAUAAUUUUAGACAAAAUAUUUAAUUAAUUUCGUAUGUUUAGCAGGAAAUCGUGAAACAAGGUAUGUUGAAGCUUGAAAUGAAAAGAAAACGUUACGACUAAAAGCCUUUUCUUGUCUGCUGGAGAAGGCUUUCAGCCAAAACGAUCUCUUUUUAUCGUCCUGCCUUUUCAUUUCAAACUACACAAUACCUAGUUCCCCUUUUUCCUUCACACAGCUUGAACACAGCCCUUCAUUUAUCAUCCUCAAGUACACAGCACAAUGAAGACUGGAUCAAUUUACUUUGAACUUUGCUGUGACAGUUUGAAAGCCCUUCAUUAGUGCUUGAAAUCACCAAGGCGUCUUUAACAUACUCUACAGCAAAGCUAACUACCAAUGUUCUUUUACCCACUUGGACAGCUUCUUUUUGCUUUUUUGAACCCACAUAAUUUGUUAUAUUGUUCUGUGGCCAGGUAUGGGAAAACAUUUGACAUUAGAAUCACGGCUGCUAUACGAGUGGGAAACUAUAAAUUGUUAACCGGAGCAAGUAAGUCAACGAGACAUUGAUUUUUUACUUUGUUUCUUAUUAUUGUAUUAUGGUUACAUAUAAAAUAAGAAGACGGUUUCUCAAUAUAAAAAUACUGGGCAAAACUCAAAUUUUAGUGAUUGGUACAAAUAUAUGUGCAUAUAAAAAAUAAGCCAUGUUAAAUUUUAAACAAGUUUGGCAUUUCUAUAUUUGUCAUAAGUAACAAACUUUGUAUGAAAUUUAUCACUAUAAAUAUGCUUUUUAAAAGAAAUCUUUAGUUAUAAAACUUAAAUUUGUGUCAAUUUUGAUAACUGUUUACUUAAGACAAAUAAUACAAACAAAAUUAAAUGCUAUAUGAAUCAAAGUACAAUUUCUAUUAUAAAGUGGAAGGCUAUAAGUCUGGUAUGUUACUGUGAGUCAUUAUUCCAAAUUGUCUGUUAACAUAGUACACGGGAAAAAAAAGAGGGAAAAGAUCUACAAGCCAUCAGACCUGGUACAAUUGUACAACAUACGGCGAGACCCUCGAGAGAAACGGGACCUAUCCAAGUACCAGCCGGCUAGAGUGAGGGACAUGCUGGCCAUGUUACAGGCAUAUAACAGCACGGCCGUACCUGCCAUGGACCCACUUCGUGAGAUUGUUCGACCAAGAAACAGUGCAUGGGGACCCUGGCGCUAGAUCACCCUAUGCAGUGCAUGGGGGGGGGGGCUUAUUAAAUCACAUCUUGCAUCAUGGGGCCCCCUAAGGUAUGAUGACAUUUUACCCUGUUGUAAGAUGACAUUUUUUAGUCUAAGAUAUUAGAUUAGAUCAUGGGUGCCCUGGUGUUACAUGAAAUCCUAUAGUGCACAGGCCACUGUCUAGUAAACAGUUCUCAAUGAUACUGCCUACUUUCCUUGUAAGGCAGGCUUUGUGGCACUAAUCACAAGACCAAAUGCAUACUACAAAGUAUUGUACAGCAGAGCUACAAUAACAAGUCAAUAAUAUGGGAUAGUGAAUUUAGCAAUGAAUCUAGUCUGUAAGACACAAAGGAAUAUUUGUUUGGCAUCAUGACAUUGUAUGUUUGGUAUCAUACUAUGUUUGGUAUCAUGACAUUGUAUGUUUGUAUCAUAUUAUGGUUGAAUCAUGACAUUAUAUGUUUCAUAUCAUUAUGGUUGAACCAUGACAUUGUAAGUUUGGUAUAAUGACAUUGUAUAUUUAGUAUCAUGACAUUGUAUGUUUGGUAUCCUAUUAUGUUUGGUAUCAUGAUUGUAUGUUUGUAUCAUUAUGGUUGAAUCAUGACAUUGUAAGUUUGGUAUCAUGACAUUGUAUAUUUAGUAUAUUGACAUUGUUCUGUAUGUUGACAUUAUAUGUCACAGUUUGAUGGCCUUUUUUUACUAUGUCAGUGACAUGAUUUUAUUAAGCACUAUGUCUGUCAUGUUGUACCGUCUGCAUGUUCCUACCAUUAUGUACACAUAACAUGUCCUUAAAAUCCUCCAUCUGUGAUCCAUGAAAGGUGACAAAGACCAGUGAAAUAAUUGUUUCAUUUUGUCAUCAACCAAACUCCGCAAUAAGGAUGUUGGAAGACUAUAUAUAUGAUUUGAAUGGCUGCCAAGUGAUUAUUCAGGGGACAAGGAGCAUAUGGAUAGGUUAAUUACUUUGACCAAUUGAAUGUCCACU
Molecule: messenger RNA, 9436 nt
Organism: Lymnaea stagnalis (great pond snail)
Lineage: Eukaryota; Metazoa; Mollusca; Gastropoda; Lymnaeidae
Source: the annotation of a GenBank genome assembly